CAGGUGAGACAUGAGUUCCUUUCACCCCACUCUCGUUUCCAGACUCCUUGGGUGCAGAACAUACUUUUGAAGAUUAACUAUUGUGCAGUCACUGAAGUGAAUACUGCCCUCGUAUGCAAAUUCUUUAGCGAGACCAAAUUCUCUCACUUUGGGGAGGAGGCGAGGGUAGUUUUCUCCAUGGUCGGCACCUCCAGGGUUGCGGAUUUGACCCCGUAGCACGACAAAUUCAUAUGACACGGCGCCAAAUCCGGUGCUGACGUGGCGUAUCCGCAUGCCAGGGAUGAGGAUUCGCCUCAUACGUGACGAUACCGCCCCAUAUCCCAGCAGAACCCCAUUACACCCUAUGCCUGGUCUUACCAGGUCCCGUAAGAAGUUCCCAUGCUUUGUUAAGCCCGCCGCCCAACAGCCCUCUUCCCCCCUGCCCUCCGCCGCCCGACAGAACUCCGCCGCUCAGCAGCAGUCCUCUCCUCUGCUCUCCUCUGCCCAGCAGCACCCCUCCCCCUUCCUCUCCGCCGCCCAGCAGCACACCUCCUCCCUGCUCUCCUCCGCCCAGCAGCACCCCUCGCCCCUGUCCUCCGCCACCCAGCAGCACUGCUCACCACUGCUCUCCUCUGCCCAACAGCACUCUUCCCCCCUGCCCUCCGCCGCCCAACAGCCCUCUUCCCCCCUGCCCUCCGCCGCCCAACAGAACUCUGCCGCUCAGCAGCAGUCCUCUCCUCUGCUCUCCUCUGCCCAGCAGCACCCCUCCCCCCUGCCAUCCUCCGCCCAGCAGCACUCCUCCCCGCCGCUCCCGUCCGCUUCUCAGCACUCUUUCCCCCCUCUCUCCUCCGCCCAGCAGCACUCCUCCCCUGUGCACUCGAACCACCUAAUGCACUCCUCCCAGCUGCCCUCCACCAUUUUUUCCCCCUCUCAGCCGCUGCAAUACACCUCUGAUCUACCCUGACCAGUUGCACUCCUCUCAUGUGCUCUCCAACGCCCUGCUGCCCUCUUCAUCGCCUCUACUUUCAUCUGGCCAACCACCAUCCUGUUCCCCUCACUCCUCUUCCGCCCAGCUGUGCCCUUCACCUCUGCGCUCCGAUUCCCAUUUCAGUAACACUGCGACACCAACCGCAGGGAUCCUACGUGUUCCCGUAGCUGCGUUUUCUGCUCCCGCUCCUCACCCA
Messenger RNA from Closterium sp. NIES-67, 1163 nucleotides. Lineage: Eukaryota; Viridiplantae; Streptophyta; Zygnematophyceae; Desmidiales; Closteriaceae. The record is from the annotation of a GenBank genome assembly.